Molecule: messenger RNA, 3195 nt
Organism: Aureobasidium melanogenum CBS 110374
Lineage: Eukaryota; Fungi; Ascomycota; Dothideomycetes; Dothideales; Saccotheciaceae
Exons: 8
Coding region: 1-3195 (1064 amino acids)
Molecular function (GO): molybdenum ion binding; oxidoreductase activity
Source: RefSeq, a predicted model, not a curated record
AUGCCUCCGAUACCUUACCGUACCUACGUUCGCGGCCAUCCUGGCUCCACUCAAGAAGAGAUUGACAACGAGCCUGAUUGGAGCUUGGGCAAGAAUCACAUUGGCUUUCGCGACCGAUAUGAUCGUGUCCCUGGACUGGUACACAGCGGCGAUGAUUCCGACAGUGAAGACAGCAAUGAGUCUUUCGAAAAGGAAGCUGCAGAAGAAUCCGACGAGCUGCAUCAGGAUUUUAAGAAUCACCAAAAAUUGGUCAACUUUCGUGAAGCGAAGGAAAAGCAAGAGGCAUGUGCAGACAUUGCCAAGGACUACUCUUUAGAGGAGCCGGAAGAACAUCCCAAUGGCUGGCGUUACAGACUAAACGAAUCCGAAGACUUCAUCAAGAACCAACAGCCUUGGCCUGCUAAUUUGAAACGCCAGAAGCAGAAGGAGGAGAAAGAGAAGGAGGAAAAAGAGAAAAAAGAGCAAGAGGAGAAGCAAGAACAAGAGCAUGAAUGGAAGGAUGGCAACCUCAAUCGCGGCAGACACAAUGAUGCCUAUGCUUCGAGCGGCGGACAAGAUGACUCAAAGGUCACCAAAAAGGAUAGCGACAAGCAGGAUGGCAAGAAUUCCAAGCCAAAAUCCGAAUACGAGAAACUGCGGGAAAAGUACAGUGUCCAAGAGAUUGCGCUGCUGCGAAAUCUGCAAGCGGAGAAGAAGAUUGUUGAGAACCUCAAGCAAAGCGAUGGCAAGAUGAAGUCGCCUUGGGCACACCUCGAGCCUUCUGAUGUGAUCGACGAUGCCGACCGCGCCAGUCCGGACAACUGGAUCCCGAGAAAUUCGAACAUGAUUCGUCUUACUGGCAAACACCCUCUGAAUGCCGAAUAUCCUCUCAAAGAUCUGUUUGAGACAGGUCUGAUCACUCCAAAUCGCCUUCAUUACGUGAGAAACCAUGGACCCGUACCACAUUUGCUGUGGGAGACACACGAGCUGGACAUCGAAAACGGGAAGUGCAAGUUUAGUAUGGACGACCUCGAGAACAAGUUCGAAAGCGUCAACAUUGCAGUCGCACUGGCCUGUGAUGGUAACAGACGCAAGGAGUUGAACAUGAUCAAGAGAUCAAAAGGUUUCAAUUGGGGCGCCGGAGCAAUCAGUAAUGCAUUCUGGAAAGGUGCCCUUCUGUGCGACGUUUUGAAAGCGGCUGGAGUCGACUAUCCUACCAAUGGAUCUGGUGUCAGAAGAUGGGUCAACUUCGCGGGUUCGGACCAGCCAUCGGAAGGUACUUACGAGACCUGCAUUCCAUACGAGUAUGCUAUGGACCCGGUAAAUGAUGUCCUGCUGGCUUAUGAGAUGAACGACGUGAAGUUGCCUCCUGAUCAUGGAUAUCCUCUACGAGUCAUUAUUCCUGGAUAUGUUGGUGGCAGGCAAGUCAAAUGGCUGAAGAGGAUCUGGAUCAGUGAGAAGGAAAAUGACAGUCACUAUCAUAUCUGGGAUAAUCGCGUGCUGCCUGCUUUUGUCACUGAGAAAGACGGUGAGUUCUCAGAAACUCUCUUCCGUCAUCCCGAUACGGCAUGCAACGAGCAAAACUUGAACUCGGUCAUCGCAAAGCCGGGACAUGGCGAGCGCAUUGGGGUGUCUGGCGUCAAGAAGGGUCAGACCUACCGUAUUGCUGGCUACGCCUAUGACGGUGGUGGUCACGAGGUGCAGCGAGUUGAAGUCAGUCUUGACAACGGUGAGACAUGGCUGUACUGUAUCAGAGAGUUUCCCGAAGCUCCAGUCAGACAUGGCCACAAAUACUGGACCUGGAUUCACUGGUACAUUGAUAUCGAAAUGGCCCACUUGCUCAAAUCUCCGAGCAUCACCGUGCGGUGCUUUAACGUCUUCAAAAACACUCAGCCCCAGGUUGGCUCAUGGAACGUCAUGGGCAUGAUGAACAAUGGCUGGUACAAGGUCAAACCUGAGAUCACCGCGGACAAGGACAACAAUAUCGAGAUCCUCUUCCGUCAUCCUGUCGAGCCAGGCACUGGUACCGGCGGAUGGGUGGAGCCUAGCGCCGAUGAGAAGAUUGCCAGCGCAAAGCAAAGUGCAAGCACACCUCAAAAGCAGUUCACCAGAGAAGAAAUUGAGAAGCACGAUAAGGAAGACGAUUGCUGGAUUGUGGUCGACGGCAAUGUCUAUGAUGCGACCUCUGUGCUUGACUGGCAUCCUGGUGGUAAGGCAACCAUCAUGAACCAUGGUGGCAAACUCUCGCAAGAGACUUCAGAGAGCUUCGAGUCCAUUCACGAUGGCUAUGCUUACAAGAAGCUUGCUGAAUGUAUUCUUGGUACAGUGACGGACAAGGCCAAAGCACACAUGAAGAAAGAAGCAGAAGCAGCAGCGAAAGCCAAGGCAGAAGCUUCGAACAAGAAGACCGAUGUCGUGCUUUCCAUGCAGCAAUGGUACCCUGUCACCCUCAAGAAGAGGAAAGAUAUUUCCGAAGAUACCCGCCAAUACACCUUCAGCCUCGGCGACAAAUCCAAAAAGCUCGGCCUUGGUACUUGCCAACACCUGCAGAUCGGUUUCCACAUGGCCGACAAGAUGCUUGUCCGCUCUUACACGCCCACUGCACCCAUCGUUGGCGCAGACACUGAGGAUGGCACCUUCGAUCUCGUUGUCAAGACCUACUUCCCUACUGAUGAUCAACCUGGUGGUGCCCUCAGCAACAUUCUCGAUGUCAUGAAAGAAGGCGAAGAAGUUGAGAUCCGCGGUCCUACUGGCGACAUCAAGUAUCUGGGCGACGGCAAGUUUGAGAUCUUUGACGAAGAACAGCAGUUUGAGAACAUCACACUGAUUCUCGGUGGUUCUGGUAUCACACCUGGAUACCAGUUGAUUGCCAGAAUCAUGGCUACGGACAGCGACAAGACGAAGAUCAAGGUCGUGGAUGCCAACAAAGAUGAAAGCUCAAUCUUGCUGCGUGAGGAUAUGGACAAGUUUGCCGAAGAGCACAAGGACAGCUUCGAGGUACAGCAUAUUCUCAGCCACCCAUCAGACGAUUGGAAAGGCGAGAAGGGCCAUGUCGACGCAGACAAGAUCAAAAAGUACAGCUAUGCGCCUGAGAAGGAGAGUGGCAAGAAGAAUGUUGUAUUUUUGUGCGGUCCUCCGGCCAUGAUUCAGAAGGCUGCUAUGCCUGCAUUGAAGGAUUGGGGAUAUGAGGAAGGCAAGGACAUGUUUGGAUUCUAA